GCUUGCCCAUGCUUGUCGAUGGCGCAACCAGGUGAAACCAAUUUCACCAGAUUUCACGAGCUUCGAAUCGUUUCGACACUUGAUAACGAAGUCGAUUAAACGAAACUCCAUGUACUGAUACUGCGAAAAAUUGCCACGUUACUUGGUCCCGCACAAGUAACGAUAGAGUUUGAAUUAAUUAAUGAAUUGUAUCGUAAAAAAUCAUGGAUCAUUAAUAUAUUCUGAAAGUCACUUCCUUCAACUUUCCAACUUCCAAAGUUACAUAUGCACAUGUAAUUACACGUUAUCACGACUCACGAGUUCAGCGGAGUCGUACAAUGAUAAGCAUUCUAGUUACAUAAAAUCGAACAGUGCGCGAACACUUAAAAAUCGUAUCAGAUUGGAGAAGAGUAUAAUUUAUUAAAAUUUCGAGAUGUCUGUACGAAUUUCAGUAAAAAAAGUUAUAAACUGCCAAUGGGCUAAUGUGAAACAUUUAAGUUCGAUUGCUAAUGAACCACCACACCCAGGGAUUAAAAGUACUAGAUACACGGAUGUACCCAAAUUCACAAAUCUAGAUUCGUACGAUGCUAUUCCAAUAUACAGAAUUUUGUAUCCAUCUGGAUGUAAAGAAUCGCUUGGAAACCUGAAGUUGAACCAUGAAAUUUUAGAAAAAAUGUAUCGUAAUAUGAUGACUCUAAAUAUAAUGGACAAAAUUCUCUAUGAAUCUCAACGUCAAGGUCGCAUUUCUUUCUACAUGUCAAAUUAUGGGGAAGAAGCGGUACAAGUUGGAUCAGCGGCUGCUUUAACUUUAAAAGAUAUUAUAUAUGCACAAUAUAGAGAAGCAGGAGUACUUCUAUGGCGUGGUUUUCGCAUGCAAGAAUUUAUGAAUCAAUGUUAUGGUAAUUGUGACGAUGAAGGCAAGGGUAGACAAAUGCCAGUACAUUACGGAUCGAAGGAUUUGAAUUUUGUAACUAUAUCAUCUCCUUUAACAACUCAAUUGCCACAAGCGGCAGGGGCUGCUUAUGCAUUGAAACGUGCUAAACAUCAAGCAUGUGUAAUAGUUUAUUUUGGAGAAGGUGCUGCAAGCGAAGGUGAUGCACACGCAGCUUUUAAUUUUGCCGCUACUCUCAAAUGCCCAGUUAUUUUUCUAUGCCGAAAUAAUGCAUAUGCAAUUUCAACUUCCACACGCGAUCAAUAUGCUGGAGAUGGAAUUGCAGCCAGAGGCCCAGCAUACGGUAUCGAGACAAUUCGUGUAGAUGGAAAUGACAUACUUGCCGUAUACUCUGCCACGCAACUGGCGCGAAAUUUUUGUUUAACCAAAGGAAAACCUGUUUUAAUAGAAGCUCUUACAUAUAGAAUUGGACAUCACAGUACAUCCGACGACAGUACUACUUAUAGAUCAGUGGAAGAAACAAAUAAUUGGAGUAAGCACGUGCCAAUUUUAAGGUUUCGAGCAUUUUUAGAACAACUUGGUAUAUGGAAUCAAGAGAAGGAAACAGCCUUAGUAAAUUCAACAAAAAAAGAAAUAUUAUCUGCCUUUGCCGAAGCUGAAAAGAAACCAAAACCUCUGUGGACAGAACUUUUUACAGAUGUUUACCACGACAUGCCAAAUCAUAUAAGGAAACAAAUGGAAUCAAUGAAAAAUCACUUAAAAGAAUAUUCUGACCAUUAUCCAUUAAAUGCAUUUAAACAAGCAUAGUUAGUACCAGAAUCUAUAAAUAACAUCUACCUCGUAUUAUUAAUAAUUAAUAUGUACUUUAUUGUACAAGUAAGCAUAAUUCAAUAGACUACUUAUAGAUACAUUAUAUCAUAUAAAAGGGAUUGUGGUUGUUGGUA
Messenger RNA from Orussus abietinus, 1815 nucleotides. It is a transcript of the gene BckdhA, whose product is annotated as 2-oxoisovalerate dehydrogenase subunit alpha, mitochondrial. Gene Ontology annotation, biological process: branched-chain amino acid catabolic process. Bases 413 to 1678 code for a protein of 421 amino acids. The record is from RefSeq and is a predicted model, not a curated record. The transcript is spliced from 8 exons. Lineage: Eukaryota; Metazoa; Arthropoda; Insecta; Hymenoptera; Orussidae. Gene Ontology annotation, molecular function: oxidoreductase activity, acting on the aldehyde or oxo group of donors, disulfide as acceptor.